This is a messenger RNA of Porites evermanni, 8388 nucleotides long. Lineage: Eukaryota; Metazoa; Cnidaria; Anthozoa; Scleractinia; Poritidae. The record is from the annotation of a GenBank genome assembly.
AUGGGGUGUGACAAGAAAGAGACAAUGAAUCCAAACACUCGCUGCGUAUCGUUCGUCGAAAACCUUCAGUUAGAAAUUUCCGAUAGCUUGUUCAAUGAAUCCAUUUUGCUUGCUGAUGUCGAUAACGACGACGAUUACGAGUUGGUGGUCGGUCAAAUAAAUGGCGACUUGUUGAUCUUCAAAGGCAGUAGCCAAAAACCAUGGCGAACUUGUCGAAAAUUGGGAAUGAUAACGUGCGUUGGAGUGGGGGACUUAUGGAAUCAGGGUGAAAAUUUACUUUUUUGUAUCACUGCAGAGGGAUGGUGUCAUAUGUUUUACGUAAGUUACAAUGUUCAGCACGUAAAAUCCUAAUGGUGCGGUUGAAGUUAUGCCUUCUAGACCGACAUAUCUCGGUCGAUAUAUCGGCCGCGGAUUGUCGGUCGAUAUGUCGACCGACAUAUCGUUCGAGUGUCGGUCGAUAUGUCGACCGGUGUAUCGGUCGAGGGGUGCACAAAUUACACAUGAUCCUUUAACUUGAGAACUUAAUAAUGAUUAUUUUAUUUUACCCACCAGUUUUGUAUAAAACUCGAUCCCUUAUGAUUGCAGGGAGUGAGGAAAACCAUUUACAAAUGAUAUUUGUGUCUUCCGUGAUAGGCGAAUCUUUGCUGACGUCAUUGUUUACAUUUUUCCUCAUUAGCAUGUGACUUACUCAUAGAAGCGUGUAUAUAAACUAAAUGCAAAAAGUUGAACGAGCUGAUUAAGCUGAGUAAUUUGUGCAAUUUUCAGCUCUUUACAAGCAAUGUUGAAGGGAAUAUCAGCCGUCAAAAACUGCAAUAUUGCUGGGUGGCAAAAAAGUUAAUGAGCCAUACAUUCUCUGUAAAAGUUGAAAUUUUUCGGAGAGAAUUUCUCCGAAACCAUUUGGUGUAUUGGGCUCAAAUUUUCAGAGAACACUGGAACUGUUAUGCCCUUUCAAUAUUCAGAGUUUUUGUUUUAUUAGCGUCAUCAGAUAGUGAAAAGCAUAUGUUAAUGAGGCAAAAAGUGUAAGCAAAGAUUUGCCUGUAACACAUGAAGUGAAUUUCGCAUGGUGGGCCUCUAGUGCUGGGUGUCCUGUGGUUUCAUUUGGAAUCUUUUUUGCAUCUUUUGUCCUGGUUUUCAAUUGCUGGGAUAACCACGGAUGAUCAGGGAUUUGUCUGUUUCCUGACCGUCCCAGACUUUGCUGACUAAUACUAAACUGGAAACCAUCAAUAUUGUUUGAGAUGGGCAGAGAGACAAAUAGGGAGAAUUGGGAACAUUUCUAUUUUUCCGAUGCAACCCAGGCCCCAGUUGUUCAAAAGUUGAAUAGCAUCUUCCACCAAAUAGCAUCCAGUGGAUAUUGGGAAAACCAAUAUAAUUAUUGUUAUUGCACUAUCCAGUGGAUAAAGAUUUAUCACGUGGGUAGGGCUAUCAACCUUUUUAACAACUGGGGCCAGAUCUCUGCUAUAUAGUCAUUCCCGACAUAUGAAAACUCAAAUUUGUACUGUUGAGGAUGCUGUGGAUGGGUGCAACAUUUUUGCUUGGGCCCAGUUCUUUAACUGCUUAUCAGGACAGCUGACCUAUCCUCUCAAACUUUAUGGAAUCAGGGUGAAAAUUUACUUUUUUGUAUCACUGCAGAGGGAUGGUGUCAUAUGUUUUACGUAAGUUACAAUGUUCAGCGCGUAAAAUCCUAAUGGUGCGGUUGAAGUUAUGCCUUCUAGACCGACAUAUCUCGGUCGAUAUAUCGGCCGCGGAUUGUCGGUCGAUAUGUCGACCGACAUAUCGGUCGAGUGUCGGUCGAUAUGUCGACCGGUGUAUCGGUCGAGGGGUGCACAAAUUACACAUGAUCCUUUAACUUGAGACCUUAAUAGUGAUUACUUUAUUUUACCCACCAGUUUUGUAUAAAACUCGAUCCCUUAUGAUUGCAGGAAGUGAGGAAAACCAUUUACAAAUGAUAUUUGUGUCUUCCGUGAUAGGCGAAUCUUUGCUGACGUCAUUGUUUACAUUUUUCCUCAUUAGCAUGCGACUUAACUCAUAGAAGCGUAUAUAUAAACUAAAUGCAAACAGUUGAACGAGCUGAUUAAGCUGAGUAAUUUGUGCAAUUUUCAGCUCUUUACGAGCAAUGUUGAAGGGAAUAUCAGCUGUCAAAAACUGCAAUAUUGCUGGGUGGCAAAAAAGUUAAUGAGCCAUACAUUCUCUGUAAAAUUUCAAAUUUUUCGGAGAGAAUUUCUCCGAAACCAUUUGGUGUAUUGGGCUCAAAUUUUCAGAGAUCACUGAAACUGUUAUGACCUUUCAAUAUUCAGAGUUUUUGUUUUAUAAGUGUCAUCAGAUAGUGAAAAGCAUAUGUUAAUGAGGCAAAAAGUGUAAGCAAAGAUUUGCCUGUAACACAUGAAGUGAACUUCGCAUAGUGGGCCUCUAGUGCUGGGUGUCCUGUGGUUUCAUUUGAAAUCUUUUUUGCAUCUUUUGUCCUGGUUUUCAAUUGCUGGGAUAACCACGGAUGAUCAGGGAUUUGUCUGUUUCCCGACCGUCCCAGACUUUGCUGACUAAUACUAAACUGGAAACCAUCAAUAUCGUUUGAGAUGGGCAGAGAGACAAAUAGGGAGAAUUAGGAGCAUUUCUAUUUUUCCGAUGCGUCCCGGGCCCCAGUUGUUCAAAAGUUGAAUAGCAUCUUCCAUCAAAUAGAAUCCAGCGGAUAUUGGGAAAACCAAUAUUAUUGCACUAUCCAGUGGAUAGAGAUUUAUCACGUGGAUAGCGCUAUCCACCUUUUUAACAACUGGGGCCAGAUCUCUGCUAUAUAGUCAUUCCUGGCAUAUGAAAACUCAAAUUUGUACUGUUGAGGAUGCUGUGGAUGGGUGCAACAUUUUUGCUUGGGCCCAGUUCUUUAACUGCUUAUCAGGACAGCUGACCUAUCCUCUCAAACCUGUAAAGGCUGCACUAGUGAAAUAGUCGCAGUCCGUUGGGUAUUUUUUCAGAGUGACAGUGAGAUGUAAUUGUAGAAAGGCUUAACUGCAGGCUCAAUGAAAAUCCUGAAAACAAAAUGACUUAAGAAGGGGGAACUUCCUGGUUUAUACACACAGAACAGGCAGUGAGGUUUCAUUUGAAUGGUAACACCAUAAGAUUUUUGCAGACUCAAAAAGUUAGGAUGAGUGUAUUAGAACCUCACUUUACAUAUUUUAAGACUUUAUCAUUCACUCUGGGAGUUAAUUAAAGGGCCAAAUUGCAAAAAUGAUUUAUUCAACAAGAAAUAUUAAAUUUCAUUAAUUAACUGCCCAAAGACUUUUGUGUACUAAAUACUGCACAUAGCUGCCAAAAACAUUAUGCAGUGUUUUCAAGUGAGUAUUUCUGACUUGUUUCAGCCUUCUCAAUCAUUUUCAUCUUGGGCAAUAAAUAUCCAUAAGGUGGCGCUACACAUAUUUAAUCUACCAUGAUUUGAGCUGCACUUAUGUAGCCUUUAAACAGCUUCAGGUAGGCUCCCAACUGGAGCAGAGCAGAAAAGAAAAGCAGCGAGCGAAGCAUGCCAAGUGUGGACUGGGGGAGAUGAGAAGGCAGGGGAGCCUUUAGACUUUGCUUUGAUGCUGCCCAAUCCACCAACUUGCAAUUAUCCAGUAUCACAUAUAUGUCUAUAACAUGUCAAAAAGGUUUAAAUAUUACACCUGUCAAAGUAUGGUGUUUUUUACCCUUGAAUGCAUUGGCUUCAAUAUCGUUCGCAUGCACAUGGGUAUAAAUUUUGCGGAAAUGUGGAAUGUAGCUAGCAUUCAAUAUUCAUGGCUCAUUUGUCAACAGUCAGUGAUCUGACCAAUCAGAUCAUGACCAGACCUGUUUGCAGGCUACACUAAUUAUGUUUUGUUAUGUGCAGAUUACGACAAGUUCAUCAGAGGACAGUCUAGAACCAGUCUCCUCUCAACUCCUUCCAUCCAAUUGUAAAGUAGUCCUACUAGCAGAUGUUGAUGGAGAUGGCUCAUUGAAGCUGAUCACAGGGCAUGCUGAUAGAGUUGUCCAUGUUCACAAGCUUCAGGCUGAUCAAAACACUGAAGCUAGUGUCCAAGAAAAGCUAUUAACAGGUACUUUUUCUGUCAAUAAUCUGUUUGGUGGAUGCCUUUCAAAGUUAAUUGGGACAUUUCCCUUUUUCAGUUUCAACUUUGUUUUCUCUUUACUAUCAACAUGAGAUGCCAAAAGUAAAGCUACUUUCCAAAUUGUAAGGUGGGUGUGGUUCAGGACAUUACACUUAGCCUUACAUGAGGGAAGUUUGGGCUAAAUUUCCAAGUGAGGGCACAUCAAAAGUUGGGGUUGUCCUUCGUAUACCGGGAUCUGAAAUAUUUAAUACAAAUAACUAUAUCGAUGUUAACUCAAGGAAAUGAAAGGCAGUCAUGCAUUUCACUGAUAUUCUUAACAUUUCCAUACUAAUAAUUUGAGGGUCAGUGACUCACCAUGAGAGGGGUGGGUCUAAAAGAAGUGUCAUGAGAGAGGCUAAGUUCAUGAUAGUUCCAAUUAAGUAAUUAUGUUCGUAAUCAUAACUAUAACAAAAUUGUCAAAUCUGAUUGGCUAUCAACUGCCCUGAUUCCAGUUUAAUAGGACAGUCCCAGGACAGUACGCGUCAUGCCUAAUUAAUUGGACAGUACGCGCCAUCACGCGUGCGCUUAAAUGGCCUUUUUUUUUCACUGCUAGCAAAAAAAAAAUUUCGAAUUUCUUGUGUUUUGAUUUAAAAAAUAGCCUAUUAUAUCACAAAUUUUGUUAAAGUUAUGAUUAAUUGGUAACAGAACUUCGUGUCGUCCAAUUCGGUCUGUAAUCAUACUCAAAAUCGGACUCCCGCUAAGCUGUCGUCCGAUUUUGUUAAUCACUCGUAUGAUUACAGACCGAAUUGGACUCCACUCAGUCCUGUUACCAUUACUAAUCUUUGUGUCGCAGAAACUGAAGAAGACAAAAAGAAGGUAAACAGUGCUACUCUAGCAUCCUCUGCCUCUCAGUCAAGCAAGCAGGAUGCACCAAAGGAUAACACAAAAGAGAAAAUGGAGAGGAAAAAUUCCAAACAGGAAGAAAAAGUCAGUUUAGUAGAUAAUAAGAAUGGAAAGGAACAAAUCAGUUUAAAAGGAGGGUCAGAAAAACCUUGUGCGUUUGGAUGGUCUUUUGUCAGCCUAAAGACCUGGACGGUUUCGUACCAGAUAAAUUCUCUAGUAGUGUUUGAUGUUAUGAAAACUAGAUAUUUACUUGCGUCACAGCCNNNNAUCACUCGUAUGAUUACAGACCGAAUUGGACUCCACUCAGUCCUGUUACCAUUACUAAUCUUUGUGUCGCAGAAACUGAAGAAGACAAAAAGAAGGUAAACAGUGCUACUCUAGCAUCCUCUUCCUCUCAGUCAAGCAAGCAGGAUGCACCAAAGGAUAACACAAAAGAGAAAAUGGAGAGGAAAAAUUCCAAACAGGAAGAAAAAGUCAGUUUAGUAGGUAAUAAGAAUGGAAAGGAACAAAUCAGUUUAAAAGGAGGGUCAGAAAAACCUUGUGCGUUUGGAUGGUCUUUUGUCAGCCUAAAGACCUGGACGGUUUCGUACCAGAUAAAUUCUCUAGUAGUGUUUGAUGUUAUGAAAACUAGAUAUUUACUUGCAUCACAGCCAGGAGGUACUUAUGCCAUUCUCAUGUCGUCGGCCUUGAACCAACAAGAAGCGCCGGAAGAAAAGGUAAUGGAAAACUGUUUUUUUACUAUGAUACUAAUGAGCUGCCUUGACGCAGCUCAGUAGAAAUCUCGUCGAAGCCUUCGCCAUUUAUAAAUUUUGCAAACAUUUACUGAUAUACUGAUUGUAUACUUAUAAAGGAAUUUCUGUUCGAAUUGUCCUGCACUGAAAAAUGACCAAAGUGCGCAGUAAUUACCCAGAGGGUGUGGCAUGGUUUCCAGCACCGCCGUUAUUUACAGCUCAUCUAGCGCAGGAGACCCAGGUGCUAGUCUGCACAGGUCUUGUGGCGGUUUCCUUAGGGAGGGGAGCACGAAAGAGCGGCGAGGUUUCUCAUUGUUUCCACUCCAUUGUUCUCUCGGCUUUGCCUCUUGCUUUCUGCUCCCCUCAGGGGCUACACGAAAACGGGCAAGGCGGGGUAGAGUGGGGUGCCGGACCCUAACAUUAGCCAUUUUGUGGUUGCGUCAGGAGCCCAUAACCCGGAUAAAGCAACUUCCAUGUACUCGUUUCAAGGCGUUUUCACCAACCAGGUUAUUUUUAAGAGCGAUUUUGGCGCGAAUUUAGAAUAUCUUUUAAGUCCCACAAAUCAGUCAGUAAAUCCCACUGACUUGAAAAUGGUAUCCUUGGUUGAACUGUUCAUGACGUUUAAUUUUCCCCAGCUUAUCUUAUACUUUGAAUGCGCUCGAUUUUGCGGGAAAAACUGGUCACCGUCUCAUGCGUAAAGUUAACGUCAGAAUUAAGACAUACAGUGGUAUCAGCUACCUUUUCUGGUAAAUACAAUAAGAAUCAGUAGAUUUAUGUAACUAUCGUGAAGUCUAACACAGCUCUGUAGUGAAAAAAAAGGUAUCUAAAAUAAACGUGUCCGUGAAAACGCCGGGACAUAGUCUUAAUAUGGCAAUUGCUCGCUCUAGGUUAUGGGCUACUGGUUGUGUUUUAGACUGAGCCGGUGUUCAGGGCUGUUGAGUCGAAUUGCACAAUGGCUCAAACGUCCCCAGCAGCGAAGAACGAGGAGAAACAGAUGCUUUCGCAGGCUACUCUGUUUUGGGUUACGCAGUUUGACCCAGAUUCUUGUGCAACCCCGUAAGAGCAAAGAAAAAAGAACCAGAAAAGAAGCGAUAGUGUUCUCAAAACUGUUCCAAAGUGCACUGAUUCUGACACAACAACGAGCCGAGAUCACUCGAAAUGUAGAAAGUAUCGGCUGAAACUGAGAAAUCUGUUUAUUCAUUCAGUGACGCAGGUUACUUGGAAAAACAAAACCGAGUAUUCUCAACAGGAGUGGGUCUAACCUACGACCUCCUCUGGUGGUUACUAAAAAAACGUUUGCAAACUGACCUAAAACAGGACGAGCAGGACGUUAGCGAAACGACUCGUCGGCGAAAGACCGUUAAACCCUCUAGUAUUACUUAUUAUACAGUACCUCAGUACCCCUCUCACAUUCACAUUGCAUUUUAACCUUCGUAACAGGCGUUUCCAAUAAAACUUUCUCGACGAACUCGCGCGAAAACUCGCGCCAUGGAAGGUAAUUUAAGACAGACUUAGAUUCUGGAUCUCAGGCUGUGGAUUCCGGAUUACAGGUACUGGUUUCCAGUCUUUGUCAGUGGAACUUGGAUUCUGAAUUCCAAACGUUAGUAAGAUUUCAAGCUGUAUUAAUUCCGGACUCCAUAAGCAAAAUUUUCCUGCAUUCCGGAUUCCAAAAACAAAAAUUUCCUGGAUUCCGGAUUUUGGAUUCCAAUUCAGAUUUCCUACAUUGGACGACCGAAACGCUUGCUACGCAGGCUAACCGCAUUUAUUUUUGUAUGAAUUAGAGUGGUUUUCGUUUGAGUGUCGUAAAACCAAAACCAAAGUAAUUACUCUGGCCAAUCACAUAGGACACAGACAAUACAUUGAACCAAUCAAAACUCGAAGUAAUUACAUGUGGCUGACGCAAAGCGCGGGAAAAUGCAUGCGAGCGCGUCACAAUUGGCUUUGGUUUUACUUCUGAUUGGAUGAAAAGGUGGCGCGAAUCUUUUAAGCCAAUCGCAUCGUGUAGAAAGUGCAAAACCAAUUACUUUUCGACACUCAAAUGAAAACCGCUCUAUGCUGUAGCUCGGCACUGACUUGCUUUGCUUGAUUUUUGCGAUUAGAUUUCUUGCUCUCCCUCAUCAUCGAUCUUGAACCAGUUACCUGUUCUUUGGGGACGAAACAAAGGCAUCCCAACAAAUCUAAUCACUUUGAAAUGCCACGACAGCGCAGGCACGGAAUUGGCAAAUUCAACUCUUGCUGAUCAAGCUCCGAGUUACCUAGUUUUGUGUAACCAAGACGGUCAGUUGGUGUUCAUGAGCGCAAACAAGAAUCACAGCUGGUCCAUGCGUGUAGACCAAGGUAACUACAAACUAUUCGCGUUGUCGAAGCUUGACAUUACCAAAGAUGGCAACGAGGAAGUGGCCAUUUGCUCCUGGGAUGGUGUCACCUAUUUUGUCGACUAUCUCAGGAAUGUCGUACAGUUUAAGUUUGGUGAAAAUGUUUUGGCUUUCUGCGCGGGAUAUUAUGCUUAUAACGCUGGAAACAAUCUCUCUGCGCUGGUGUAUGUGACGUCGUUCAAUCGUAUCGUUGUUUAUUGGAACGCACGCCUGUCCGCAAUGGUUCCCGCUAGCAGUGGCAUUAAGAUGAAACGCAACACUUCAAAGGACAGAGAAUCAAGAACUGCUGUUAGUACUGAAACAGCUGAUAGCAUCAACAGUAAUCAGAACACGUAG